Molecule: messenger RNA, 701 nt
Organism: Baudoinia panamericana UAMH 10762
Lineage: Eukaryota; Fungi; Ascomycota; Dothideomycetes; Mycosphaerellales; Teratosphaeriaceae
Exons: 2
Source: RefSeq, a predicted model, not a curated record
UGAAACCCUACAUUCACUCCAGAUUCCAAGAUGCCCGGAUAAUGUAGGCGCGUGCGGACUUCAACUUCCUCACUCUGACUGCAAAGAUCAUGGCUCCAAAGCGCAAACAACCAGCCACCACCACCACCACCUCCUCCAAAUCCGCCGCCGCAACCACAACCACAGCACCCAAACCCCGCCGCUCCAAGCUCGCAAAAGACAACGACCUAACCGCGGAAGAAGAGACCGAAAUCCACGAAGCCUUCGCCCUCUUCUGCACCUCCGCCGACGCCAAAAAGUCCCGCAUCGCGACAAGCGAAGUGCCGCGCUGCCUCAUCGCCUUGAACGCCCCGGCCGCCAAUGCAGCGGAGAAACGCGAGAUCGUGGAUACCCUCGAUCCUGAGAACACGGGAUGGGUGGGGUACGAACACUUCGUCGCCGUGGCGGCGUUGAAGAUGCAUCAGGUGCGGGAUAGCAAGAGGAGGGAAGGUGGUGGUGGUGGUGGUGGGGGGGUGGACGAGGAGGUGCGCAAGGCGUAUGCGUUGUUCACGAAGGGGGAGGAGAGGGAGAUUGAUAUGAGGGAUUUGAGGCGGGUGGCGGGGGAGUUGAGGGAGGAGGUGCCGGAGGCGGUGUUGAGGGAUAUGCUGAGGGAGGCUACGGGGGGUGGGUUGGGUGGGGUGAGUAUGGAGGAUUUCGAGGGAGUGAUGCGGAGGGCGGGGGUG